This is a messenger RNA of Agrilus planipennis (emerald ash borer), 1287 nucleotides long. RefSeq names its product growth arrest and DNA damage-inducible protein GADD45 alpha (gene Gadd45). NCBI's taxonomy places the organism in Eukaryota, Metazoa, Arthropoda, Insecta, Coleoptera, Buprestidae. Gene Ontology annotation, biological process: regulation of cell cycle. The transcript has 3 exons. Gene Ontology annotation, cellular component: cytoplasm; nucleus. The coding region runs from base 309 to 815 and encodes 168 amino acids. The record is from RefSeq and is a predicted model, not a curated record.
UGUUGCAUACAUCUCACCUUUUUCCUAAAUGUAUAAAAGUCGAAACAAUCUAAAUUGCGUCAUAGAAAUACUCAAACUCGCGUGUGGAACUUAUGAUAUUGUAAUUUAAUCAAAGCGAGCGCAGUGAUUAAGUGUUAUUGUUUUUCUUUUUGAAUAAGAAAAAGGAUCAAGAAAACAGUUUUGCGAGUAGGCGGUUCGGCGUGCUGUAUAAUUGUGCUUUCCGACUAUAUUUUGAAUUACAACCAGUUACAUAAUUAAAUAUUAAGUGGUUCCUUAUUAAGGAUUUGUUUAUCAAGUGCAUUCAGCUAAUGUGGAAUAUGUGCAUCUAUAAGGGAGAAAAUAAGAAAGCAAAGAAAGACAGUGAGAGUUCGAACAUGUCUGGCGAGAUACAGGGUGUCCUUAACAAGGCCAAGGCCGACCAGCGGUUAAUUUGCGGAUUAUCCGCGACCGUAUCGCGAUUGGAACAAAAUCCUGACGAUGUGAUUUUGUGCCUUUUGCCAAGCGUCAGACCUGGAGAUUCCGCAACACACAUGCAAAUCGUCUUAUUACAAGCUUUUUGCUAUGAAAAUUACAUCCCAGUUAUCCAGGUGGACAACAGCAAAAGUUUGGCCCAAAUGUGCGGUAUGAAGAAUUCGGUAAAAACAGGUUCCGAAUUCUUCUGUGCCAUCGUCGUCAGAGAUGAGGAUGAACUACAACAUAAAGAGGACGAAGACCCACCGUUAUCACCAUCAGAAAAAGCCCUGGUGGACUUUUACGAACGCUCGUUGAAUUUUUAUCCACAACCGGUGAUUCACCUGUCGCCACCCGUAUCCUGAAGAGAGAACUACGUGAUGGGACGAAAACCUUAAUAAUGGAAAAAAUAUGAAAAAUGUUCCCAGUGAUAUGGUUUGUCUAAUUGUAAUUGUUACAGUUAAAUGUACAGAUAAAUAUUGUUAUCGAUAAGAAGACGUUUCGCUGCCAUUGAGCAUCACAUGAAUACUAAAAGACAAAAUCGAUACUUGCUUUAUAAAAAAAUGUAUUUUAAUUAAUUUACAUUUACAUGUAUAAGUGAAUUUUGUAGUGGAAAGAAUUUUGUGACUUUUUUGGUGAUUUUUUGAGACGUUUGUGGAUACAAAUGUAUGUAAUCCCCACAUAAAUAAUAUAUUAUUUGUGUUAUUAUUAUAACAAAAACAAGAUCGCUGUUUUAUGCGAAUUAAAUCGUCAAACCUGCUACGAAAGCAGGUUAACGAAAAUGACAAAAAAAAUAAUUACGAUAUAAGAAUAACAAUAAACAAUUGUUACAAGAAG